Molecule: messenger RNA, 1074 nt
Organism: Trichophyton benhamiae CBS 112371
Lineage: Eukaryota; Fungi; Ascomycota; Eurotiomycetes; Onygenales; Arthrodermataceae
Exons: 3
Coding region: 1-1074 (357 amino acids)
Source: RefSeq, a predicted model, not a curated record
AUGCUGGCGGUGCUGGCUGGCGGUGCUGGCGGUGGCCUGGGGAGGUUUGCUUGCUUGCUUGCUUGCUUUGCUGCUCGCCCGCGAUCGAGGUUGGCUGACCCGGCGGUCGGUUGGGUCGAUUUUCUUUUCUCUCUCGCUCCUCUCUGCCUGUCGCUCUGGGCUCUGGCAAGGAAAAAGCAACGACGAGUCGACAGCCGAACGAACCUCAGGCACAAGCCAGCGGACAGCGCAGAGCCAGCGCCAGACGCAGCGCCCAGCGGAGAGAGACGAAACAAGCAGCUUAUCAGGGACUGGCGACGGGCUUUGCGGUUUGCUCCAUGGGAGUUAUGGGGCCUUUUUUUUUUUUUUUUUUUUAUUUCCAACGCAGAAGCAGAACCUAGAGAGACGGACGCAGGAUGGAUGGGACAGGAGGGACAGGAGGGACAGGAGGGACAGGAGGGACAGGAGGGACAGGAGGGACAGGAGGGACAGGAGGGACGGGAGGGUCUGGAUGCUACGGAUGGAUUGGGUGGUCGGCUUGCCUGUCUCGCCCAAAUCGAAAGCCAGGCAGGAUUAAUUCAUGGAUACGGGAGAUAUUCUACCCUUCUCUUAGAAAGGCAGAAAGAAGCAAAUACGGACGACGACGACGACGACGACGACGAAGCCAGCAGCAGCAGCAGCAGCAGCAGGACGAAGAGAGCAACCUCUCCACCUCAAGGCGAAAUCAACAGCAAAUCUGGAUCUCUUGGCGAUUCAGGGAUGGCCUCAGAAAGGAUAUCUCGAGGCAGCAGAAGAAGCAAAGAGACGAGAGACUCAGAGAGGCCUGUCCUCCUCCCCCUGCUCCAGCGUCUCUCAAGCAGCAUCAUCGUCAGCAGCAGCACCAUCAUCAGCAGCAUCAUCAUCAGCAUCAUCGGCGCCAGCACCAGCACCAGAGCCAGCAUCCCUCCCUCCCUGUCCGCGCUGUCCGGUCCUCAUUGGACCAAUGCAUGGGCCUUUGUGCACUGUGGAUUCCAGAAGCCUUCCAUGGGAUUUCCGCUUUUGGCCGUAGCUAGGCCAGCUUCUUUGGCCUCCCAACGAAACAAAAAGCAAGCAUAA